CUGCGAGCUCCCGAUCUGUGGUACUUCCGGCAUCGCGAACUGAAGUUUACCACCGAUCCGUUGGCUCCUUGGCAUUCCUUUUCCUCCAGCAGCGGCAAAGUCUCCAUCUUUUUGCCAGCCGACUUGAGGAAUGGGGUGCAUGACGCUGCUUGGAGUAGACGCAAGCUUUAUGGAAGAAUUCUAGUACUUCAUUCCCAACAAGCAAUCAGAUAAAAACGAAAGGAGCAACUUCAACAGAACCUGCGGCUCCAGUGAUUGGACCGACCGAUAUUUGCAAACUGCUGAAAUUGAAUCCAUGGGUAGAGGAAGAGGAAGAGGGAAGAAGCUAACCACUGUCAGGAGCCACGAAGAUAAAGGUAGCAGCGGCGAAGAAGUUGUGCCUGCAAAAAAGAGGAGGGGAAGGCCCCAAAAGCGCUUCGCCAGUAAGAUCGAUCAGGCAGUCGAUGUUGAAAAUUUUGUAGAAAAGGUGGACGGCGACCAAGAAGAAGCUGACGAUGGCAAGCUGAAGAACAGCGCCGCAGCUGGCGGUAACAAGAGAGGCAGGCCGUUGAAAGAGGGCUCCAAUAUUGUCGUAGAAGAUAACAACUCUAUUGUCCCAUCGAGCAGUGAUGAAUCAACAAGGACCAACGGGUUCAGGCAGAUCGGGAGCCGGCGGAAAAACAAGCCCCGGCGAGCAGCAGAGGCAGGACUAGAAUGCAAGUGAAGCAUCCCUGCGAGUUUCAGUGCAAGGCAGCAUCCAAUUUUUUUGCAAUAUCGUCAUGUCUAUUAGCUCCCAGUCCCAGUGCUGAAAAGCGAAAUGUAAACUAGCAUUGUCUGAUUGCAUGCCUCAGUUUUUUUCCCCCUUGGCCCCAAGUGUAUGAACUAAUGGUACACCUACUUGUUCAGCUGCUCUAGGCCUGAUUCUAUUUGGAGCUUGUUGUGGCAGAGAUUUCAUCUCAGUUUACAAAGGCUAGUGAUGCUAGAAGGUGUUCCUGCC
Molecule: messenger RNA, 976 nt
Organism: Zea mays
Lineage: Eukaryota; Viridiplantae; Streptophyta; Magnoliopsida; Poales; Poaceae
Exons: 2
Coding region: 296-703 (135 amino acids)
Molecular function (GO): DNA binding
Source: RefSeq, marked validated